Melanaphis sacchari is the source of this 3853-nucleotide messenger RNA. RefSeq names its product 3'-5' RNA helicase YTHDC2-like. The transcript is spliced from 23 exons. Gene Ontology annotation, molecular function: protein binding; RNA binding; ATP binding. NCBI's taxonomy places the organism in Eukaryota, Metazoa, Arthropoda, Insecta, Hemiptera, Aphididae. Bases 150 to 3701 code for a protein of 1183 amino acids. Gene Ontology annotation, cellular component: intracellular anatomical structure. The record is from RefSeq and is a predicted model, not a curated record.
UCUUUAAUGUUGAUUUUUCGAUAGUAUAUUUAAUUAAAAUGUGAUGGAUUAAUUUUAUAUUCCGAUACUUGUACGAAUAGUAUUUACGUGCUUAUAUAAAUUUAGUGAUAUCAUUUUUUAAAGUUUGUUAAAAUCUAAUUCUUGUCACCAUGUCUCCCCCAAUAAAAGGUUUAUCACAAGAUUGUAAAGAUUCCUUGUCACAUCAAUUGCAGAAAUUUAUUUCAUCUGAUACAAUGUCUUAUACAUUUCCAUCUUCAUUGACAUCAGAAGAACGUAAAUUCUUGCAUUUAAAAAGUGCUGAACUUGGAUUAAAAUCUAAAAGCUAUGGAAAACCUGGUCAUCGAUCAAUAACUAUUAAAAUGGAUAAAAAAAAAGUCAAUAGUAAAGUUUGUAGUAUAGAGGUCUCCGCAGCUUCAAAUAAUAUAAUGAAAACAAUUUGUGAUCAUGUUCCUAUUACUAAACAAAUGUAUGAUGAGUUACUUCCUAAUCCUAUGAAACCAUAUCGACGAAUGGCAGUGGCCAAUUGUAAACGUAAUCUUCCUCUCAUGUGUGAUAAGCCUAUGUCCAUACCUCGUUUUGCUGUAGAUGAAGAUUUAUUAUUAACAAGGAAGGCUUUACCAAUAUGGGCAAAAAAAGGACAGAUAACUAAUGCAAUUGAGAAUAAUACUGUUGUAAUCAUUACAGCUGAGACCGGAUCUGGAAAAACUACUCAAAUUCCACAAUUUAUAAUUGAUGAUAGUGCUGUAAAAAAAAAACCAUGCCGGGUUAUAUGUUGUCAACCAAGAAGAAUUGCAGCUAUAUCAAUGGCUGAUAGAGUGUCUAAUGAACGUGGUGAAAGUAUUGGAAUGAGUACUGGAUAUCAAGUUAGACUUGAAAGCUGUGUCAGUCAAGACACAACAAUUAUAUAUUGCACUACUGGUGUUUUGACAAGGACACUUAUGGAUCGGCAUCAAAAAGACAAUGAACCUAACAAAGGAAUGUUGAUGAAUGUUUCUCAUGUUAUAGUAGAUGAAGUUCAUGAGCGUGAUAAACAUGUAGACUUUCUUCUUAUAGCAUUGCGUAUGAUUUUACCAAAAUAUAAUCAUUUGAAACUUAUUUUAAUGUCAGCUACUGCAGAUAUACAAUUGUUUUCAAAUUAUUUUGAUAACUGUCCGGUAUUGAAAGUGGAAGGUAAAAUUUUCCCUGUGCAGAAUUAUUUUUUGGAAGACAUUUUAGACGUAAUUAAAUAUGAGUCUCCAGCAAUGACAAGAAUAAAAAAUAAAACUAAAAUUGGUUAUUGGGAUAAUGAUAUUGUUGAAAGAACUGUUGAAGCUGUCCAGAAUAUGAAUCUUAUUGAACCAAUUACUACAUUGAUGCCUGAUCAAGAAUGGUUAAAAUCAGAAUUAGAUGAUUGUAUGCACCAAAUUUGGUUCAAUGCUGAAAUUGAGCAAAUUGAUAGGAUGAUUUAUUAUAUUAUGUCGGAAGGAAUUCCAGUAGAUUAUCAACAUUCAGAUACUGGUGUAACUUUAUUGAUGCUUGUAGCAGUUCAUGGAUUGAAUGAUUAUGUUACUACAUUAUUAAACAUGGGUGCUAACCCAAACAUACGAACAAGGGUAUACAAUAUGGAUGCAGCUACUUGGGCAGCAGAAUUUAAUCAAUUUGAUACUAGAGAUUUGAUUAUUAAUAACAAAAGUAUUGCGCAAUCAGAUAUCCAGAAAAAUGAAAAUUUGGAUGAAGUAGAAAUUAGAGAAAGACUAGAACUAUAUAAAAAAAGUUUACCCCCUAAUAUUAUAAUUGAUGCCUAUUUAAUUACCUAUCUCAUAAAACAUAUAAUUUUAAAAAAAAAUGCUGGUUCUAUUUUAGUCUUUUUGCCAGGAUUUGAAGAUAUGUCUAUGGUUAAUAAAGUCAUUGUUGAAGAACUUAUUAAUAAAGAUAAUUUAAAAAUUACAAUUUAUAUGUUACAUUCUAUGAUGCAGACAUCCGAUCAACGCAGAGUUUUUCAACCAGCGCCUAAAGGUCAUCAAAAAGUUAUAUUAGCAACUAAUAUUGUUGAAACAAGUGUUACAAUCAAUGAUGUUGUAUAUGUGAUUGAUUCAGGGAGAGUAAAACAGAAAGGUUACAAUGCUUUUAAUGGUAUUAGUUGUAUGAAUGUAAAUUGGAUAUCCCAAAGUUGUGCAAAACAAAGAGCUGGUCGUGCUGGAAGACUAUGUGCUGGAGAAUGUUAUCGUCUUUAUACAAGAGAACAUCAUUGUCACAUGGCAACUCAUGAUGUACCUGAAAUUCUUAGAAUGCCUUUACAAGAACUUUGCAUGUUAGCAAAAGUGAUUUCCAAUAAUAUGAGAGUAUUAGACUUUUUAGCUUUAGCUAUACAACCACCACCUACAUUAUCAGUUACGUCUGCUCUUGAAUAUCUUAAGACAAUAGAAGCAAUGGAUGUGAAUGAAGACUUAACAGAUCUUGGAUUUUUUAUGUUGGAUUUAUCUAUUGAAUCUCAUUAUGCUAAAUCCCUAGUAUUUGCUAUAUUUUUGAAAUGCCUUGAUCCUGUAUUAACUAUAAUCAGCUGUUUAGCUAAUAGAGAACCAUUUAACUUAACUCUUAAUGUAAAUAUGAAGACUUCAUUAGGAUCUAUUCGUAAGAAAUUAGCUGGUGAUUCAUUAAGUGAUCACAUAGUCCUUUUGCGUUUAUAUCAAGCUUUUAAUGAAGGAAAUAUGGUUGAUAGCGAGUUAUUUAACCUUGUUUCACAAUCAAUUAUGGGAUUAAUUACACAAACAAGAACUCAAUUAUUAGGUCAGUUACGAGCAUUAGAGCUAAUUCAGACUCGUGCUGGACCUAAUGAUAUAAGGGACGUAAAUAUUAACUCAAAUAAUUGGGCUGCUGUUAAAGCUUGUUUAUUAGCUGGAUUGUAUCCAAAUGUGGCUAAACUAGAUAAAUCUAAUCCAAGACCAGUUUUGAAAACUAAAACAGAAAAAAGUGUUAUUUACCAUGGAUCAAGUGUUUUACGUGAAAAUUAUGUCAAAGAUUUACCAUCAGAAUGGAUAAUAUUUGAAGAAUUAAGUUCUUUCAACACUAAAAAAUUUAUAAAAAACUGCACAGUAGUAUCUUCUAUGUCAAUAGCACUAUUUUCUAGUGCUAUGAGAUUACCUCAAGAUUCUGUUAAAACAGGGGUCAAAUUAAAUAAUCCUCAAAGAUUAGUUGAUACAGCUGACGAUGAUAGUGACAAUAGUGAUGAAGAAAGUGAAGACAAUUUAGGAACAUUAAAUUUGGAUGGUUGGACUAGUUUUGUUGGAAGUUCAGAUGAUAUUGCUAAAAUAUUAAACAUGCGAUUAUGUCUUACUUUAGCUUACCGAGAAUUUCUUAAAAAUAAAAUGAUCUCUCAACAUAGUUCCUUUAGUAGUGUUGUUCAAUCAGUAGUUAAAAUAUUAUCUAUCGAAGAUAAUGCUAUAGGGCUGGAGGCUCCAGAUGAUGUUGGUAAACGUCCGAAAGAAAAUAGUAAUAAAGGUCGUCAUAGCAAAAGUAAUGAUAGUUCUUCCUUUUCUUCUUUUCGCAAAUAUCCAUAUGGUCAACACUCUCAAAAUAAAAGUUUUACAGAUAGCAGCUUAAGUUUUAGAACAAGUAGAAAUAGUUAUAACAUGCCUAAUAAUAGAGGGACAACUAAUAGACAUUAUCAACAGAAUUAUUCAACUCCAAGUACAUCUCAGGUUAACAAUAACUAUAAAUGGUAAUGAUAAACACUUAAAUUUUAUUUAAAAACAGUAUUUUAUUGAAUAUAACUUAAUUACCACAUCAAAGCAAACUUUUAUCAAAACUAAUUUAUUCUUAUUUUAUUUAAGCAAAAUACUUUUGUUAUUUAGUUUCUUAAUUACAACAUAAUCUA